UCCUGUAACCAACUGCUGUAAUGUAUUUCCAUUUCAGAUAGUGGAGAAUAGGUGAAUUUGCAAAUUACACACACAUUCAGAAUAUGUCCAAGAUGUGAAACAACUACAAGAAAGAGUCUACUUGCACUACCAGCCUGAAUGCACGUUGUGAAUUGCAUUUGAAAUAACAAGUAUUCAUAAGAGGGAUGGAAAAUGCAAUUUUGUAAGACAAAUCCUGUUGUAUGUUAAAAAGGAACAUGUCAGUUGCUUAAGUAUACCCACCUUGCAUUUCUCAUUCUGUUACUGAAAUUUUUGUCGUAGUUCAGUGUGUUUUAAACAAUGAUGAAACAUUUGCUGACAAAAUUUUAAGGAUCGCAUGUGAAUUAGGUGCUUCCAUCAGAAAACUAUUAGAUUAUUAGAACUCCACAUGAUUUAUACUAAGAUAAAAAUUGCCUCAUUGUGCACGUAGCUUUAUUGCAAGCAUAUAUUUUGCAUGCAGACACUGGCACAGUUUACAGAUGUUUUAUUAGAUUUCAUUUUGGUGUUUCUGCAGAAAAUUUAUUAGAAAAUUAAAUCUUAAUUUUGUGUAUAAAGGAGGAAGCCAAGGAAUGGCAGAUAUGGUAGAUUUUUUAUAUUCAAGGAAAUCUUCAUAAAGAACUAAUUCUGGAGAGUGUAUAUAGGGGAUUUUAAAAGGGUUUUGUUCUUAGUAUAUCAUUUAGAAUUUUCUUCAAUAUUUUGACAUUUUGAUGAUAUGGAGACAAAAACUGAAGAUGCAGCCAGUUUAUUAGGGAGUGCCGAUUAUAAAAAAGGAAAGAAAAAAGUCUGUGCAAAAGCUCGUAGUAGAGAAAAGCCAUAUGCGUGUCAAAUUUGUGGAGAGUCUUUUAGAGAUGAAGUAAUGAUACAAAACCAUAUGAGGACUCAUACUGGUGAAAAGCCUUUUAUUUGUCAAGAAUGUGGGCAAGCAUUUAGUGAAAAAUGUCAUCUUAAUGUUCACAAGAGAACUCACACAGAAGAAAAGCCAUUUGUUUGCCUUGAAUGUGGAAAAGGGUUCAUUAUGAAACAAGUUCUUGAAAAGCAUAUAAACACUCACACUAAGCCCUUCGUGUGCCCGGAAUGUGGGAAAAGAUUUGGCCAGAAAGACACUCUCACCAACCAUAUAAGAACUCACACAGGUGAAAAGCCAUUUACUUGUCAAGAAUGUGGAAGAGCCUUUGCUGAGAGAGGACAUCUGAAAAUUCACACAAGAAGACACACAGGAGAAAAACCUUUUUUGUGUAAGGAAUGUGGAAAAUCAUUUAUUCAAAAACAACAUUUAAUAAAACAUAUACAGACUCAUACUGGAGAAAAACCUUGGGUUUGCAUGGAAUGUGGUAAAACCUUUAGUAAAAAGGAUAGUUUAAAUGUUCAUACGAGAACUCACACUGGAGAAAAACCAUAUUCAUGUCAGGUGUGUGAGAAGGCUUUUAGAGAAAAAGGUACUCUCGAAGUACAUAUUAGAAGUCAUACUGGAGAGAGGCCUUUUCAAUGUCUGGAAUGUGGUAAAAGAUUUGGCUCAAAAAAGAAACUUUCUGUUCAUAUGAAAAUGCACACAGGAGAGAAGAAGGCAUUCUCUUGUGAUGAGUGUGGUGUAGAACUUAGUUCGAAAUGGAGCCUCAAUGUACAUAGAAGAGCUCACACGGGAGUAAAGGCCUAUUCAUGCGAGGAAUGUGGAAAGGCAUUUGCAGAAAAGCAGUACCUUACUAUUCACUUGAAUACUCACUCAGGGGAGAAACCUUUUUCUUGCAAGGAAUGUGGUAAGUCAUAUGCUACAAGGAGCCGUUUGAAUGUGCAUCAGAGAAAGCAUCUUAAAGAGAAACCGCACACGUGUCAAGAUUGUGGGAAGGGAUUUACAGAGAAACGGAGUUUAAAUAUUCAUCUGAAAAUUCACAAAGAUGAAAAAGCUUUCAUUUGUCAAGAAUGUGGAAAAGGAUUUAUUUUAAAGGCAUAUCUUAAAAGACACUUGAAGAUACAUGGAAGUAAGAAGUCAUUAAGGAAAGUUAGAAUUCACAUUACUGGUGAUAAACUCGAGUCUUCUCCUGGUUUUGUCCAAGGUGAAGAAAUAGGUCAUUCACAACCGACUACUAGGACUCUUGACAGUUUAGAGAGCAGUCCCAAUACUACUGGGAAGGAAAAAGAUGGAGAAGAAUUAUUCCCCUUUGAAAACCAUGAAACUAUUUAUAUUAAAGAGGAGCCUUCCAACUAGAAUAUGGAAUGUAGCAGUAGCCCUUUGGAAGAAAAAUAUUUAGUAAGAGAUACUGACAAAUCAGAAUUUUAUCGGUCUCCAUCAAAAGCAGAAAUGGUUAGUUCCCAAGAAAUGUGAGAAUAAUAGGUAAAAUAAAAGAAUGAAUGUGAUCAUACAAUGUUUUUAAACUAUUUAUGUAUCUUUUAGUCUAAUAUUUGUUAUCUUUCGUAUAUGUUUAGAGUAGUAAUUGAAUGUGCAAUAUUAACAAGUUAAUGAAAAACAAGUAACCGACAACUUAGUGUACUAUAUAUUUUCAUGAAAUUAAUAACUUUUGAGAAUAUAAUGAUUCUCACAGCUCUAAUCAAAUGUCCUUGUAGCAUAUGUUAGUAUUUAGUUUCUGAUACCUGUUUCUUGAUUCUUGAAUGAUGGAUUUGUAAUGAAACUUUAGUUAGUUAAACACAAAACUACUAUUUUUAAGUAAGCCCAUUUUCGAUAAAUUAAGUUCCUCUUUUCCUAGCCCUGGGGGUACCAAGAGAGUGUAACUCCCUUAAGACUCACAGCGGCUAUCAAAAACAGGUUUUUGUACAUUAAAAUGUUUUAUUUUUCUCACAUAUUUGAUAUAUAUCACAGAAAUCAAUACAAUUAUUCAAAUAAAUGUACAGCAGUGUUCAGGAAAGAUCAAUGUUUCAAUUUUAUAGAAGUCUGCAUUAAUAAAACAGCACUGA
Macrobrachium nipponense is the source of this 2925-nucleotide messenger RNA. RefSeq names its product gastrula zinc finger protein XlCGF57.1-like. Gene Ontology annotation, molecular function: RNA polymerase II cis-regulatory region sequence-specific DNA binding; DNA-binding transcription factor activity, RNA polymerase II-specific. The coding region runs from base 731 to 2221 and encodes 496 amino acids. The transcript has a single exon. NCBI's taxonomy places the organism in Eukaryota, Metazoa, Arthropoda, Malacostraca, Decapoda, Palaemonidae. Gene Ontology annotation, biological process: regulation of DNA-templated transcription. The record is from RefSeq and is a predicted model, not a curated record.